AUGAACGCAGCUCGCUUCCUCCGCCGUCCCGCAACCUUUGCCCUCCGGCCCUCUUUCGUCGUCCCUCCCUCCGUGUCCGCUUUCAACGCUGCCCGCACAAUGGCCACUGCCGCCAAGAUCAAGGUCAAGAACCCCGUCGUCGAGCUUGACGGCGACGAGAUGACCCGCAUCAUCUGGCAAACCAUUAAGGACAAGUUCAUCCACCCCUACCUUGACAUCGACCUCAAGUACUACGACCUUGGUCUGCCCUACCGUGACGAGACCAACGACAAGGUCACUCUUGACGCUGCUGAGGCCAUCAAGAAGUACUCCGUCGGUGUCAAGUGCGCCACCAUCACCCCCGAUGAGGCCCGUGUCAAGGAGUUCAACCUGAAGCAGAUGUGGCUCUCCCCCAACGGUACCAUCCGUAACCACCUCGGCGGCACCGUUUUCCGCGAGCCUAUCGUCAUCCCCCGCGUUCCCCGCCUUGUGCCAGGUUGGAAGAAGCCCAUCGUUAUCGGCCGCCAUGCCUUCGGUGACCAGUACCGUGCCAAGGAUGCUGUUCUCCCCGGCCCUGGAACCCUUAAGAUGGUCUUCACCCCUGAGGGCGGUGAGGCUCAGGAGAUUGAGGUCUUCAAGUUCAAGAACGGCGGCGGCGUUGCCCAGACCCAGUACAACACUGAUGACUCCAUCACCGGCUUCGCCCACGCUUCCUUCAAGCUGGCCAUCUCCAAGGGCCUGCCUCUCUACAUGAGCACCAAGAACACUAUCCUUAAAAAGUACGACGGCCGCUUCAAGGACAUCUUCCAGGAGCUCUACGACACCCAGUACAAGGCCGAGUUCGAGGCUAAGGGUAUCUGGUACGAGCACCGCCUCAUCGACGACAUGGUCGCGCAGAUGAUCAAGAGCUCCGGUGGCUACAUCAUGGCCCUGAAGAACUACGACGGUGACGUCCAGUCUGACAUUGUUGCCCAGGGCUUCGGCUCCCUCGGUCUCAUGACCUCUGUCCUGAUCACCCCUGACGGCAAGACCUUCGAGUCUGAAGCCGCCCACGGCACCGUCACUCGCCACUACCGCGAGCACCAGAAGGGCAAGGAGACCUCCACCAACCCCAUUGCCUCCAUCUUCGCCUGGACCCGUGGUCUUAUCCAGCGUGGCAAGCUCGACGAGACCCCCGAGCUUGUCGCCUUUGCCGAGUCCCUCGAGAAGGCCUGCAUUGACACCGUCGACGUCGACGGCAUCAUGACCAAGGAUCUCGCUCUCGCUUGCGGUAAGACCGCCCGCGAGGACUACGUCACCACCAACGAGUACCUCGACGCCGUCGAGCGCCGCAUGAAGAACAUCCUCAAGGAGAAGUUGUAA
Molecule: messenger RNA, 1341 nt
Organism: Colletotrichum truncatum
Lineage: Eukaryota; Fungi; Ascomycota; Sordariomycetes; Glomerellales; Glomerellaceae
Product: Isocitrate dehydrogenase
Biological process (GO): NADP+ metabolic process; isocitrate metabolic process
Cellular component (GO): mitochondrion
Molecular function (GO): NAD binding; magnesium ion binding; isocitrate dehydrogenase (NADP+) activity
Source: RefSeq, a predicted model, not a curated record